Molecule: messenger RNA, 1260 nt
Organism: Chaetura pelagica (chimney swift)
Lineage: Eukaryota; Metazoa; Chordata; Aves; Apodiformes; Apodidae
Gene: PIGA
Product: phosphatidylinositol glycan anchor biosynthesis, class A
Biological process (GO): GPI anchor biosynthetic process
Cellular component (GO): glycosylphosphatidylinositol-N-acetylglucosaminyltransferase (GPI-GnT) complex
Molecular function (GO): phosphatidylinositol N-acetylglucosaminyltransferase activity
Source: RefSeq, a predicted model, not a curated record
UUCCACAGCCUGCCCCUGCUCAGGUGCAUAUUCGUGCGGGAGAGGGUCACCGUCGUCCACGCCCACAGCUCCUUCUCUGCCAUGGCCCACGACGCCCUGUUCCACGCCAAGACCAUGGGGCUGCGGACCGUGUUCACGGACCACUCGCUCUUCGGGUUUGCGGAUGUCAGCUCGGUGCUUACCAACAAGCUGCUGACGGUGUCCCUGUGCGAUACGAACCACAUCAUCUGUGUCUCCUACACGAGUAAGGAGAACACGGUGCUGCGAGCAGCUCUAGACCCUCGGAUAGUUUCUGUCAUCCCCAACGCUGUCGAUCCCACUGACUUCACUCCAGACCCCUCAAGGAGGGAUGACAGUACAAUAACCAUCGUUGUUGUCAGCAGACUCGUUUACAGAAAAGGUAUAGAUUUGCUUAGUGGCAUAAUUCCUGAGCUCUGCCAGAAAUACCCAGAAUUACAUUUCUUAGUUGGAGGAGAAGGACCAAAACGCAUCGUACUGGAAGAAGUCCGGGAAAGAUACCAGCUACAUGACAGGGUACGUCUCCUAGGAGCCUUGGAACACCAGGAUGUUAGGAAUGUUCUUGUUCAGGGGCAUAUUUUUCUCAACACUUCUCUCACUGAGGCCUUUUGUAUGGCAAUUGUAGAAGCAGCAAGCUGUGGUUUGCAGGUGGUGAGUACAAGAGUUGGUGGGAUUCCUGAAGUGCUUCCAGAGGAUCUCAUUAUUUUAUGUGAACCCUCUGUGAAGUCUUUGUGUGAUGGAUUAGAAAAAGCUAUUGCCCAGCUGAGAUCAGGAGCACUUCCAUCUCCAGAAACUGUUCAUAAUAAAGUAAAGACAUUUUAUACGUGGAGGAAUGUAGCAGAAAGAACUGAGAAAGUGUAUGACAGGGUUGCAGGUGAAGUAGUUUUAUCAAUGGAUGAACGGCUUACCAGACUCAUGUCUCAUUGUGGCCCAGUGACUGGGUGUAUUUUUUCUCUUUUUGCUGUUCUGAACUUCCUUUUCUUGGCGUUUCUGAGGUGGAUGACUCCAGAUUCCAUUAUUGACGUUGCAAUAGAUGCCACAGGACCUAAAGGUGCAUGGACUAAACAGUAUUUUUUGGGAAAAAAAGGAAGAGUUAAAGAAGAACUUCCAAGCUCCUAAAAUUCUCAAAUGGAGACGAAAGGAUGCAUCGGUGUUCUAAAGGUUUUGAUGCUUCUUGAUAGAGACAUUAUUCUGAAUAUUCUUCCAUUUCUUUCUGGAGUUCUUGGAAAGAAACUUGGUUAA